CUGAUGGAAACGGGAUAUGAAGUCAUGGCUGGCUAUAAUGCAACCCUGCCAGCCUAACACCACGGCAUGACUUACCUUGUCAUGUACCGGUGACUGACCACCUUGGUGGAAGAGCAGGAGGUGCGAGGCUAUCGCAUACAUGUCACCGUGACUUUUUCCAGAUCGAAUAUUCUUCAAUGUUCAAAACAUAACCGUAGUUUGACGCGCGAAACGGAGAACUCCGCACUGCAGUCACACAGUAGGCUAUAUCACGUACUUUCAGUCGCUCUUGCAUACACAUUUUAUUACACGCGUGUUUGGUUUAUGUCUUGAGGAAAAUUCUGAAAAAGGUUUCUCUGCAUGGAAAUCAAAGUAAUAUACCUGAUGAUGACACCGCAUCUUUCCUAACAGUCAGUCAGUCAAGGGAGUUACUAUGGAAUUAACUGCGAACGACCGAAGACAUUUGACAUAGAUAAGGAAAUAAAAUAAAUAAUUGACCAAAUAUUUGUAAUUCGCCUUUUCACCAAUGCGUGCUAAAUUAAUACGUUUUUAAUGCAUCUGAAACUGGAUCUGAAAACUUUAACAAUCGCUUUCAUGAGCUAGAUGUAGAAUAUAAGGCUAUUUUAUUGUUUGGGUAUAUCGGUUCUCUUUAAUAAUUCCAGUCGACUCCUCUGACUGUGACAGUCGUGACCAAUGUUGGACCCUCGAGCUCAACGUGCCUCUCGUGACUGACACAUCAGAAGGAAAUCUAUUGGAUUUAUUACAAAACAACCACAUCUAUCUUUACUAAAGACAGCAAUAAGUUUGUCAGUUGAGUGGAUUUUAUUUCGUGAAUGACACUUUUUUAUUUUUACGCAUUAUAUUUUUGUGUCUUGGUGACCUGGCUGUCAUUACGCGGUAUUGAUGGACACACACAGGUUGUUGUUGCUGCCGGACCUCGCGCAGUGAUAUUUAGUAGACAUCAUGUUUCUAUGCAACACAAGUGCAAUCAAAGACUGGAGCUAUUUCCUCUCUCAGAUCCUGCCUCUGAUCAACAAGACGUCUGGCUUGGUCAAUCAGGGCAUCAUCGACGAAGCGGAGGUGGCGACCACCACCAUGGUGACUGCUCUAGAGCCGGACCUGAGCGGGAUAAGCGCCAGUCACCCCCCGCUGAACUCUAAUCACACCUCCGGGAUGGAACAUGUCUUUCAGUACUCGGAGAGUGACCUUCUGUAUACGGACAACAGGACACCAGCCCGGGACCCCAUCCCACUGCCCAAGGCCGUGCUCUACCUUGUUUGCGCGGCUCUAGUGGUGGUCGCGGUGGUAUAUGCCAUAGUGGGACACCUGGUCAAGGAUCUGGUUACUGAGUUUGUAGACUGCAGGUUGUUUGGUGGCUGCACAGUGACCAACAGGAGUAAGAGUGAGAUAAACUGUAUCACCAACAGCGUGAACGAGAUGAGUGAGAUGAGCGAAAGGCCACAGUUGGUAGAGAUGAACUACAUUACUUGUAACCACAGUAACUGCCUGGGGGCGACUGCCCAACCAGAAGAACUCAUAGUGACCAUAGACGAGACGUUACAGCUGCCGCGGGAUACACACACUGGGACCUAAACCUUGGGCACAACAGUCAUCUGAUAUCGGAUAAGAGGGAAAGGAAACAGCCAGUUUGCUUGGGUUUCCUUCAUAAAUGGAGCAACCUAGUCUAUCACAAACCGAUAUCCACUGUCCAUUACAGUACAGCAGUGGCAUCGUCUGAUGUUUGUCAUGAGGUUGUUAAAAUGAGGACAAAAAGUAUUGAAAAGUCUUAAAACAAAGGCGAUGGACAAUUUUACAGCACAGGAUGCAAAAGUUUGACAUUGAACUGGAGGAAUAACUAACAGUUGGAGUGGACUGAUUCUUUUUCUGAAUUUCACCAUCCUGUCACUCAUCAUUGUGGCUUGUUCUUGGUAAGCCUUCACCUGUACACAUUGUACUCUCUAAAUGUGAUCCAAGUAUUUGACCGUGACUAAUCUCUCGUUCACACACACACACACACACACACACACACACACACACACACACACACACACACACACACAC
Molecule: messenger RNA, 2040 nt
Organism: Oncorhynchus mykiss (rainbow trout)
Lineage: Eukaryota; Metazoa; Chordata; Actinopteri; Salmoniformes; Salmonidae
Source: RefSeq, a predicted model, not a curated record